AUGAAGCUCCGUGUGCGAUCCGCCCAAGGCGGCGCCACUCAUCGCAUCGAAGCGCCGCCGCUCUGCUCGCUCCGCGCGCUCCGGGAACUCAUCGCCGCCUCGUUCGGCGUUCCGCCCGCGGCCCUGCGCCUAUCACUGAACAAACGCGAUGCGCUCACCGGUGGCGACGCCGGCCCUGACGUGGCAAUCUCGGAGCUCGGAAUUCGCGGCGGCGAUUUGAUUUUUGUGCUGACCGAGGGCGCGGGGGGCGCAGCGACCGCGGAGGGGACGGUUCAUGCGGAUGGAGUGGAAGGCGGCCGGAGAAGCCCUGCGGCGAUGACAACAGCAGCAGCAGCAGCAGCAGCAGCAGCAGUAGCAGCAGCAGCAGCAGCAACGUCCCUGCUGGUCUAUGGCUCUACUCUCUCCCCUACCCCACCCUCCACCUCUUCUUCCUCCGUCCCAGCCGCCUCUCCCCCCUCCAUUCGUCGCCUUGUCCUGCCAUUCUCCACGUUCCUGAAACAGCCGCAGCCCCAGCCCCAGCUGCAACAGCCAUCCCAGCAGCAGCAGCAGCAGGGAGGCGCACAGGCGAGUAUGGAGGCGGCACGGGUGGCAGCAGCGGUGUACGUGAGUGUGAGAGACAUGUGGCGCUGCAUCAAGGACCAACUCACUCUCCCCCUCCUCUCCGACGCCUCAUUUCGCUUCCGCCUCUGUGCCUGCUCUGCUGCCUCUGCCACUCCUGCUUCGACUGCUGGUGCUGGUUCCCCCGCGCCUCCCACGCUGCACAUCCACACACACACCUGCCCGAGGCCCACCACCACCACCACCCAUCACCCUUCCUCCUCCCCAACCUCCCGCAUCCCCUCCCCUGCUCCCCCUGCGCCGCUGCUCCUCUUCCUGCCGUCCCUGCUCGCGCUCCCCCACGAGCUCCGCCUGCUGCUGCUCAGGAAGCUACCUCCUGUGGACCUCGCAUCCCUCGCGUGCACGUGCUCGGACCUGCACUUCACAGUUGACGCAGCAGACGAGAAGCGCCGGGAGAGAGAGCGGGCGGAGGAGGAGGAGAGGAGGCAGCGUGAAGCAGCAGCUCGUGCUGCUCGCUCCCGCUUCUUCCCCCCAUUCCACCGCCCCCAGCCCUUUCUCCCCCCGCCUGGGGGAGGAUUUGCCCCUCCCCGGAUGAUCGGGGGGGAUUAUGACCGUUUCCCAGGCGGGGGAGGGGGUGGAGGCGGGUUUGGGGGGUUUGGGGGCAUGGGCGGGGUGGGGAUGGGCAGAGAUGGGAUGGUGGGCGGGGAUGGGAUGAUGGGGGGAAUGUUUGGACCGGAUGGGAGGGUGAUUGGAGGGGAAGGGGAUGGGAUGGAUGUGGAUGGGGGGAUGGGUGGUUCUAGAGCCAUGAGGGAGGCCCUGGGGGGAGGGCAUGGGGGAGUGGGAGGUGGGGGGGGGAUAGGUGGGGUUGGGCGAGGAGGAGGAGUGGGAGGAGUGGGGAGGAGGGGUGGUGGUCGUGGUGACAGGUUCUUCCCUGGUGGUGGUACUAUGGGUGGUGGUGGGGGUAUGAAUCGAUUCAUCUGA
This is a messenger RNA of Closterium sp. Naga37s-1, 1539 nucleotides long. The record is from the annotation of a GenBank genome assembly. NCBI's taxonomy places the organism in Eukaryota, Viridiplantae, Streptophyta, Zygnematophyceae, Desmidiales, Closteriaceae.